Fimicolochytrium jonesii is the source of this 783-nucleotide messenger RNA. RefSeq lists its product as uncharacterized. Bases 87 to 518 code for a protein of 143 amino acids. The transcript has a single exon. NCBI's taxonomy places the organism in Eukaryota, Fungi, Chytridiomycota, Chytridiomycetes, Spizellomycetales, Powellomycetaceae. The record is from RefSeq and is a predicted model, not a curated record.
AUCAAGAAGAGCGAGGGCAUCGAUGCCGUUGCGGACAAUCUCGAGGAGCCCUGGAUCAGCUAUAACCAGCCAGAUCGAGCGGCUGAAUGGGAUCGAGUGCUGUAAGAAGCUCAAGGUGCUGUAUGCGAGCAACAAUAAGAUCAAGAGAUUGGAGUGGGUUGCAGCCGUUGGGCGGGUUGGCGCAUUGUGUCGAGGUGCUGUUUGUCGGGAAUCCGGUGGAGGAGAAGGCCACGGGGGAGAAUGUGUGGGUCGCUGAGAUGACGAAGAAGUUUCCGCACUUGAAGAAGUGGAUGGGAAGCCGAUUAUUAGGGAGGGCGGGGGGGAUAAAGAGGACGAGAAGGGGGAGUAAGGCGGCUUGGUUCUGUGCUGUGAUGGGAGGGGGCAAGAGGGGCGUGGAGCGCUGUGAUGAAAGCAUCGAACAUUUCAUCGUUUUGUGUUUUUGCGUAUGCUUUUUGUACCGUCAUUGUCUCGCUGGGCGGGAGGAUAAAGAAUGCAUGUGGGGACGAUACGACACGUAGAGAGAAUGCAGGAGUAUGACAAUCUUUUAUGUGCAAGUAAAUGGACAGAGUAGUAGACUGACAAAACAAGCAGAGAGGAAAGGGGCACUGGAGCAAGGAGCGUUCUGUGUCUAGGACAUGGUCAUGGUCAUGACUCCCGGGCCUGCGUGAUCAGUCAAUGAUCUAUUCCUCCUCCUCGGCCUCCUCGCCCUAAAAAAAUAGAGAAAAUGGUCGAUGAGCGUUUUUCUUCAAGAAUGGGAUUUGAGUGAAGGGGGAAAGUAGAUAC